This is a messenger RNA of Orycteropus afer afer, 782 nucleotides long. RefSeq names its product synaptosome associated protein 23 (gene SNAP23). The record is from RefSeq and is a predicted model, not a curated record. NCBI's taxonomy places the organism in Eukaryota, Metazoa, Chordata, Mammalia, Tubulidentata, Orycteropodidae. Gene Ontology annotation, biological process: synaptic vesicle fusion to presynaptic active zone membrane; synaptic vesicle priming; exocytosis. Gene Ontology annotation, cellular component: synaptobrevin 2-SNAP-25-syntaxin-1a-complexin I complex; plasma membrane. Gene Ontology annotation, molecular function: SNAP receptor activity; syntaxin-1 binding.
AAGGCGCAGCUCUAGGUCCGGUCUAGGGUGUCCGAGCUGCGGGCGAGAGGAGUGGCCGCAACUGCUUGAGUUUUGAUUCAUUAUGGAUAAUCUGUCAUCAGAAGAAAUACAGCUGAGGGCUCACCAGGUUACCGAUGAGUCUCUGGAAAGCACACGGAGAAUCCUAGGUUUAGCCAUUGAGUCUCAGGAUGCAGGAAUCAAGACCAUCACUAUGCUGGAUGAACAAGGGGAACAACUAAACCGUAUAGAAGAAGGCAUGGACCAAAUAAAUAAAGAUAUGAGAGAGGCAGAGAAGACUUUAACAGAGCUCAACAAGUGCUGUGGCCUUUGUGUCUGUCCAUGUAAUAGGACGAAGAACUUUGAGUCUGGUAAGGCCUAUAAGGCAACAUGGGGAGAUGGUGGAGACAACUCGCCUAACAACAUAGUAUCUAAGCAGCCAGGCCGUGUGACAAAUGGCCAGUCUCAACAAGCAGCCGCAGGAGCAGCCAGUGGUGGAUACAUUAAACGUAUAACUAAUGAUGCCAGAGAAGAUGAAAUGGAGGAGAACUUGACUCAGGUGGGCAGUAUCCUGGGAAAUCUAAAAAACAUGGCCCUGGACAUGGGCAAUGAAAUUGAGUCUCAAAAUCGACAAAUAGAACGGAUCACAGAAAAGGCUGAUACCAACAAAGAUCGUAUUGACAUUGCCAAUGCCAGAGCAAAGAAACUCAUUGACAGCUAAAGCUACUGCUGUACUUUAUCAUUUAUUUCCUUCGCUCCUCCUUCAGAUCAUUAUCUUUUCAGAG